AUGGGGCUGUGGAGAGGUCAGGAAAAGGACUGUCCUCAUCAAAAAGGCAUCACCAAAGCUCAGUGCAAGGUUACCUGCUGCGCGAUGUGCCACCUGCAGGGCAGAGCGACGGACGAUGCUCCGUGCCACAGAGCUCACGGCAGGGCGCUCCCACCGCACACAGCCUCGCGAACGGACGCCCCGCCGCCUCGCACCUUCCCCAAAAGCUGUCGGCCACGGGCCUGCCUCGCCGCCUCAAGCAGUAGGGCAGGGCCUCGCCGUGCCACCGCCCCCGGGCCGCCUCGGGGGCCGGCGGCGCCGGGAGGGGAGGCGGCCCCCGGCGGCGGCGCUGGGCGGCAGGAGGGCCGCCUCGGCGGGCGGCGGUGCCGCGGUGCCCGGCGCCGGGAGGGCGGUGGCGCGAUGUAUGGAUUUAUAAAUACAUGCCUGAAGUCUUUGGUGGUUGAUAAGUACGGUGAAGAAAUAUGGGAAAAAUUAAGACUCCAGGCUGGAGUUCAGGAUAGUUUCUUGACUUUUGGAGUUUACAAAGAUGAGAUCACAAUGCAACUUGUUGACAAAGCCUGCAAAAUAUUAGGUGUUCCUGCUGAUAUGGUUCUGAGAGAGUUUGGAGAGUAUUUCUUUGAAUUUUGUAAACGUUCAGGUUAUGACCACAUGCUGAGAACGCUGGGUGGAAAUUUGUAUGAGUUCAUAGAGAACCUGGAUGCAUUACACAGCUACCUGUCCCUGUCUUACCAGGAGAUGAAUGCACCAUCUUUCAGAGUAGAAAAGAAUGAAGACGGGUCAAUGCAUUUACAUUACUAUUCAGAUAGAAGAGGUCUGUACCAUAUUGUGCCAGGAAUCAUCGGUGCAGCAGCCCUGGAUUUUUUUAACAUUGAGAUUUCAAUGGAAAUAGUCAAUCAAAUGGAAGAAGAAGAAAGAACUGGGAAAAAAGAGCAUAUUGUUUUUCUCGUCACUCAAAACCCUGUACUUCCAUAUAAAGAAAGAAAUAAAUUUUCUUUCUCACCUCAGUAUCUUGCUGACUCUGAAAAACAAAAUGAUACUCGACUGAACAGUAAGGAUCUUGAGAAAUCAGAGAAUACUAUUAGAGGAGGCUCGGUUUGUCCUGUCAAGAAAAGUCACUGGAAAACUAUAAGAGGAAUAAUCACAUUAGGAAAAGGUAAACUCCUGAGAGGGUUUGACCCUGUUUAUCCCAAGACUCUCUGGAUUGACACAAAAACAUUUUGCAAUGGGCUUCCUUUUCAUAUGGUUUUUGACAAAGAGCUCAGAGUGAAGCAAGCUGGGGUGAGCAUUCAAAAGAUCGUACCUGGCCUUCAGACCAUGGGCAUCUGUCUGGAUCACUAUUUCAGUAUCGUUCACCCAGAAGUACCCUUCACCAUCUCUAGCAUUCAGAAAUUUAUCAACAGCCAAUUUGUUUUCCAGACCAAGAGAGAAAUGAUGCCAGAGUCAUGGAAACAGCGGCCAAUGCUAGAGCUGAGAGGCCAGAUGAUCUGGAUGGAGUCUCUGCAGUGCAUGCUCUAUCUCUGCUCACCUUUACUUCGCACUUUACAUGAGCUGGAGGAGCGACAGAUGCAUAUUGCAGACAUUGCACCUCAUGACGUGACCAGGGAUUUGAUUCUUCUCAAUCAGCAGCGACUGGCAGAGAUGGAGCUCUCUAACCAGCUGGAGAGGAAGAAGGAAGAACUGCGGGUACUGUCAAAGCACCUGGAAGAAGAGAAGAAAAAGACUGAGGCUCUGCUCUACGCCAUGCUUCCUCAACAUGUAGCAAACCAGCUGAAAGAGGGGAAGCGAGUUGAGGCAGGAGAAUUCAAGGAAUGCACCAUAUUGUUCAGUGAUGUUGUGACCUUUACCAACAUUUGUGCCCAGUGUGAGCCUAUUCAGAUAGUUCUCAUGUUAAAUUCAAUGUACCUGCAGUUUGACAGACUGACCACAGUGCAUGAUGUAUACAAGGUGGAGACAAUUGGAGAUGCCUAUAUGGUAGUAGGUGGAGUCCCUGUGCCUGUAUCCACUCAUGCUGAGCGAGUUGCUAACUUUGCCUUGGGGAUUAUAAUAGCAGCUAAAGGAGUACAGAACCCAGUUUCUGGAAAUCCAAUCCAAAUUAGAGUUGGGAUCCAUACAGGUCCUGUCUUGGCUGGAGUUGUUGGAGAAAAGAUGCCUCGUUAUUGCUUGUUUGGAGACACAGUGAAUAUAGCUUCCCGCAUGGAGAGUCAUGGUGUCCCAAGUAAAAUUCAUCUGAGCUCCAGUGCCUAUCACUGUCUAAAAUACAAAAAUUUUGAGAUGACAGAAAGAGGAGAAAUAGAAGUGAAAGGCAAAGGAAAGAUGCAUACAUACUUCCUCAUUAGAAAUAAAACUGCAUGUGAGAAUGAGAUUAUGGGAAGGCCAAUAAAAGACUUAGAUUCUGGCCGUGAAUCUGCUCAGUCCUUUCAAGAAGACAGGGCUGAGGCAGUGCCAAGUUCUCAUCAGACAGCUACUCAUAAUCAGCCAGAGAAGGACCAGACCACAACCAUUGCAAUGAAGUAUCUUGAUGUUCCCACAGAUGCACAAAACAGCCUCAAAAGAAGAAAUCAAGCAAAAAUUGCAGAUUUAACAGGCAAAAGUUACAAUUCAAAAAGCUAUGGGAGUCUCCCUGGCAACCAGCAUUCAGAUGAUGCUCCUCAUCCUCUGAACAGGGGAAGAGUCAAACCAGAUACUGAAGAGCCACAAAUCAGAAACGUUCGCUCCAAUUUUUGCAAUUUGCUCUAAGUUUCUGACUUUUUACAUUAAUCAGAGCAUUUUUAUUAUUAUUUAGUGCAUUUUCCUGUUUUGGGACCAAUUUUCUAUAUGAGAUUCUACACCAUUUUCUUAAAAAACAAAAAAGACAGAAAAGAUAUUUCAUCACAAUUUUCAGCAAAAAGAAUGGAAAGUGAUGUUUUUUUUAACCAAUCUGCACACGUCAGACGAUACUCCCAGUGGAGAAUGAAACCACCACAAGAUAAGUUGAAGAUGCAUUUUUCGGCUUCUCCCAUUUCUUUGAAUAUCUCUACGUAAAAAUGACUGUUUGGUAUCUCAUGCAGCAAUAGGGAAAGAGGUGAGUCAUGCAAUUAGAAACGUUCAUACUCAAGCAAGCAAGCAGUACAAGAAACAUUCCCUGAAGGGACCAUCUGUCUUCAGCACAGCCAACAACCUCCUUGUGUAAGGUCAGCAGAAUUUGGUCUGUUCUAUCUAUUUAACUAUGAUGACAAUUAAUCUCCAGUGAGUCGUUUGCUGAGGAAAAGCAUUCUGCAGAAAAAGUGCAGAAUAGAUUUCUAUAUAAUACAGCUUAUAUUUUUGCCAUCCUGAGGAGACAGUACUGCCUACUUUGUAGCACGUAACAAUAAAAAACAUAAAACAAUCUA
Molecule: messenger RNA, 3368 nt
Organism: Lagopus leucura (white-tailed ptarmigan)
Lineage: Eukaryota; Metazoa; Chordata; Aves; Galliformes; Phasianidae
Product: guanylate cyclase soluble subunit beta-2-like
Biological process (GO): response to oxygen levels; cGMP biosynthetic process
Cellular component (GO): guanylate cyclase complex, soluble
Molecular function (GO): heme binding; guanylate cyclase activity
Source: RefSeq, a predicted model, not a curated record